AGCAACUGAUUAUAAAUUCUGUGUGGUCCUUCUUCACCAUGGAGACGCCUUUGGAGAAAGCCCUAGCCACAUUGGUGUUAACUUUCCACAAGUACUCCGGCAGAGAAGGGAACAAAUUUACUCUCAGCAAGAGAGAAUUGAAGGAACUGGUGAAGAAUGAGCUGGCUUUGGGAGAGAAGAUGAAGGCCGGGGGAAUCAACCAGCUGAUGGAGACGCUGGACAAGAAUAAGGAUGAGGAGAUAGACUUCAAGGAGUACACAGGAUUCCUUUCUGCCCUCUGCAUGACCUACAAUGAUUUUUUCCAGCAGGAUGCAAAAUAAGGCCAGAUUCUUUUUUGUACCUUGAGAAUAAAGUUUUCUCUCCAGUU
This is a messenger RNA of Pogona vitticeps (central bearded dragon), 367 nucleotides long. Its product is annotated as protein S100-A5. The record is from RefSeq and is a predicted model, not a curated record. Gene Ontology annotation, cellular component: nucleus. Lineage: Eukaryota; Metazoa; Chordata; Lepidosauria; Squamata; Agamidae. Gene Ontology annotation, molecular function: calcium-dependent protein binding; calcium ion binding.